Cooperia oncophora is the source of this 441-nucleotide messenger RNA. NCBI's taxonomy places the organism in Eukaryota, Metazoa, Nematoda, Chromadorea, Rhabditida, Trichostrongylidae. The record is from the annotation of a GenBank genome assembly.
AUGUCGAGAAGCUAUUCACCCGUUCGUUCACGAAAUGAGACAUUCAGAUCUCUGACGACAUCGGAGCAACCACGGUCGUUGCUCAAGCCGUCUGUGCUAGAUGGAAAAAAAAUUCCAGUCAAGAAUCUCUACGAGACCCCGACAAAGCAGUCAAUGUCGCACGCUGGUGUAUCGUCGGUUCCGAAAAACCCGUCAAUACGAGAAAGCAGUCAAGAACGUGACCCGGAAAAGCACAAAUUGAGAUCAAGCAAGAGCAAAGAGCGAACCGCCCGACGAAAUUCCCGGCAACGAGCUCUAACGCAUAGUUCGUCAAGUGACGAGGAAAUCGACCGCUCGCUAACGCGAGCCGACGCAAAACGACGAAGGAGACGACACAGAGAGUCUGCAGAACAAGCACCUCUGCCACCGCCCACUGUAGCAGCUAAUGGGAUGUUUUUUUAA